ACGUAUUCUAUGAGGAUGUAUGAUACAUGAGAUGUAUACAUAUUUUCUGUACUUUAGCAAAGCUUUAGAAAAGUAAUUUUAAUAUAACAACGAUGUUGGCACGUCAAUUUCUGUGCAGAAAAUUACUAUGGCAUUCCUCGUGCAGCUGCGUAUCCGUUCGAUAUACGCAAAGCGUAAGUCAACAUGCACUAGAUACGAUAAACUUCGAAAUGCGAUUGCCGACUCCUAUAACGAGACAACGACAACGGCAACCAUUCGCUAAAAAUUUAUUUCUCGGCGUAUUUGACCACGAAUUAAUGUAUUAUCCCGAGCCGCAAACCAAGGAAAGGCAUACACAAUUUUUCGAGUGGCUUCAACCCAUCGAAAAGUAUUUGUCGCAGAAUCUGGAAAAUCCGCAAAGUGUCGAGAAGGAUGAUAUUCUAUCUCACCUGAAAGAUCUUGGAGUCUUUCGGGCGCACGUGGAUGAACAGUACCUCGGUUUGAACUUGAAUCAGACAGAAUUGGCCAAAUUAGUAGAAGUACUCAGCUGUUUCCCCUGGUUGGGUUCCUACAUAGUCAAAAAUCACAUCAUGCCUGUUCAUAUCAUCUCUACAAUGGCUUCGGAAGAACAGAAAGCAAAGUACUUGCCGAAAAUAGCGACCGGUGAAAUCGUUCCCACGAUCUGCUAUACCGAAUCCGAUAGUGGAAUAAAUUUCAAUAACAUCAAGUCUAUGACAAUAUUGUCAGAUUGUGACACGUUUUAUACAUUGAAUGGUGAAAAGUUGUUUGUAGCCAAUGGACACGACUCGAAUCUAUUUCUUGUAUUCUCUCGAUCUGGCCAUUCUCAAGCAAUCAGCAGUGGGCAAAGUACCUUGUCAGUGUUUCUGGUAGACUCCGAUAUGAAUGGUAUUACCUAUAAGGAUAUCAAGAAUCUAGUGGGACUUCAUAAUAGUUCUACCUGUACAGUUGCUUUUAAAGAUACCAUAAUUCCAAAGGAUCAUGUAUUAGGUGAAAUAACAUCUGGAAUGAGUAUAUUGAUAGAUUCGCUCGCGCCUGGAAACAGAAAUCUUGCUCCGCAAACAAUUGGUAUAUUAAAAACUUUUAUAAGAUUAUUAACGAGGCAUGUACUGGAGAGGAAACAUCUGGAUGAAAAUAUGCAUGAGUAUGAAAGUGUUCAAGAAGUAAUAGGUAAAAUAUCGACUGCUUUAUAUAGCAUGGAAAGUAUACUGUACUUUACUACUGGCAUCAUGGACAUGUAUGAGAAUCAGGAUUGUACCCUCGAAAAAGCUAUGGUAGAAAUGUAUUGCGUAAAUGAAUGUAUAACACGUAUUUAUGAAGGGCUACAAAUCAUUGGAGCACGAAGUUACUUGACAGAGAAGCCUUAUAUACAAAUCUUAGAAGAUGCAUUAUCUUAUACAUUGUUUGACUCCUACAAUAUUGAUUCUAACAUGUACAUAUCUUUACUUGGUCUACAACAUAUGGGCAAAAAUUUGCACCAACAUAUAAUGAAAUUACGAAAUCCACUAGAGUUUCCUCAACAUGUAUUAAAUUGGGUCUUUGGUAAAGAAUAUCAAUUAAAGCUACACAUUGCUGAACAUCUGCAUCUGUCCUUGAGAAACGGUGGUGAAUUACUGGAGAAAUGUAUCACCAGGUUAAAUACUGUCGGAAUAUUAAUGCUACAACGUCACGGUAGUGAAAUAUCGAAUCGACAAAUGGAAUUACAUAGAAUAAGCGAAUUAGCAACGAAAACAUUCGCAUUACUAACUGUUCUCUCGCGAACUUCUAGAGCCUAUUGCAUCGGCUUGAGAAAUGCCGAUUUAGAUCGACAAUUGGCCAACAUUUUUGCGAUUCUUGUAGACAAUAGAAUCAAAACUCUCACGGAUGAAAUCACAUCAGGGGAGUGGGUUAAUGGUGACAAAUUGUACAAAAAUAUUGCCGAACUUAUAUACAGUAACAAAGAUUAUUUUGCCGAACAUCCGUUAAGCAGAAGUUAUUAAACAUUCAUUUUAUAUUAGAUUUGAUUCCUUUUAGAAUACAAAUAUGCACAUGUGUAUGUAUAAUAAAAAGAAAAAUAAACAGUUAUCCCGGAAAUGUUUAUUAAAUGUAUGUGUUGAGCAAUGUGUUUAAAUUUCAUAACCACAUUGGUUAAGCAUCUGCAGAAUCCAUAAGAUAACAUAGAUAUAUCUGUAAAUUAAUU
Messenger RNA from Camponotus floridanus (Florida carpenter ant), 2176 nucleotides. Its product is annotated as acyl-CoA dehydrogenase family member 9, mitochondrial. Gene Ontology annotation, molecular function: acyl-CoA dehydrogenase activity; flavin adenine dinucleotide binding. The record is from RefSeq and is a predicted model, not a curated record. Bases 93 to 1976 code for a protein of 627 amino acids. The transcript has a single exon. Lineage: Eukaryota; Metazoa; Arthropoda; Insecta; Hymenoptera; Formicidae.